Messenger RNA from Metschnikowia bicuspidata var. bicuspidata NRRL YB-4993, 1608 nucleotides. RefSeq lists its product as uncharacterized. The transcript has a single exon. Lineage: Eukaryota; Fungi; Ascomycota; Pichiomycetes; Serinales; Metschnikowiaceae. Bases 1 to 1608 code for a protein of 535 amino acids. The record is from RefSeq and is a predicted model, not a curated record.
AUGCCUUCCACCAAGUCGGCCACGCCCAGCGUGCCCCCCGGGCAUGCCGCCGAAACGCUUCGUAUCGGCACGGCAGACGAAAUUGCAACUUUGGCCAAACUCACGCCCGUGGUUCUUCCCAACGAUGCGCUCGUGGCCUCACUAAAAGAAAGCCACCCCGACGACCCCCGCUGGCGACUGUUCCGGAACCACCCGGACUACAUCUACGUGAUAAAUUGGCUUUUCCAGUGCAGAGGGUACAUCCGCUUGGCCAGCGAGCACUUCGACACGGAUCUCUUUGAAAUCGAGCUUUUCGAGUUGGUGAACCCGCCGCCGGUGGACGACAUGGCGUUGCUCAUCAACAAAAUCAAGCUCGCGUUGAUCAGCAAGGUCCACGGGAAAAAAGUGCUGUCUUUGGCGAUGUUCGAGACCUUGUUCCGCGUGUAUUUUGGGGGCAGCACGCCUUUGUCCGGGCCCUCCGAGGAAGAGGCGGGCGGCUCGCCGCAGGUCGCAGAUCCAAGCGUGUAUCCGUGCUUCGAGGAUCUUUUCAUCGAUGAGAAGUUGGCCGUCUUGGCCAUCUUGAUAACUGAGGUAUCGCUGUACCCGGACUUCCGCGACUUCAUCGACAAGGCCAAGAUCCCGCCGGAGAACUUACGGCUAUUUUCCGGCGCCAAGCUCGCUGCACGCGAUUCUCGCCGUGCAGAGGAGUACUUGCUUCUUUUCGACGACACUGCUCUCUACAAACGCACAAUCUCGGCGCCGGAAUUGAGCAUACCCAAGAAACGGAAGUUGGCUCCUCAAUACCCGGAGUCACACUACCCGCAAGAAGCGUUUGAUAUCACGGCCAUCCAGUAUGAGCUUGUAUACAAGGAUGUCUACGGUCUCGAUGCGUUGAUCAAGGACUUACUGAAGAACAAAAAGACCAAAAACAAUAAGGCAGUGUUGGACGUCAUCCGCGACGACCUGCUUAUAUCGAACAUAUUCUCUUACGAAAUAAAAAAGAGAAAGAUCCUCUCGGGCCGGAGAAAAGAGUUUGAAAUGGCUCGGCUCUUGGCCACCCGAAAGAGGUCUUCGCGUAUUGAAGCCAAAGAGAAACAAAAGCACCUCGAGGAACAGGAGAGGAAAGCCCACGACCUAGAGGACCUCAAGCAUGCUACAUCCAGACGCUCUCAAAGAGCCCGGGAUUUGCAGGAGCUGAAACUAAGGAUGGAUUUCACUGCAGGACUCUCCAGAGGGGAAAGACUCAACCUUCGCAAGGAGAAGGGUGACGAAACAGUUGUUGUCCCCGAUGCGACUCCUAUUUCCUCGAGAGAAAACACGCCUCUUUCUGUUGAAUCAUCUGUUUCUUCAAUUCAGACUGUUGCUUCUCCUGGGUCGUCCAUAGCUCUGAUGGAGCCGGCCCCUCCUUCAAGCCAAACUGCCGCUUCAUUUAACAGGUCAAUGGAGUCAACGGAAAAUGAGGAAGAAAUGCCAGAGCCGCAUACGGUUGCUAGGUCUAUCAAUGACACUACUAGUGAUUUAGAGACUCCAUCGGCUCAACAUACUCCAGGCCCUGAAGAAAAUGCAAACACGUCCAGAAACAAUACUGAAGUCGCGAACGAGGUUCUUGCUGUCGAUGAAAAUAUCUAA